Molecule: messenger RNA, 3705 nt
Organism: Stylophora pistillata
Lineage: Eukaryota; Metazoa; Cnidaria; Anthozoa; Scleractinia; Pocilloporidae
Product: cell adhesion molecule Dscam2
Molecular function (GO): protein binding
Source: RefSeq, a predicted model, not a curated record
AGCGCCUCCCACAACGAAAACAUACACGCGACAACAACACGUAAUGUUCUUUUCCUCGGCCAUUUGAGGUUGGAGAUAGCAGAACGGUUUAAAAACUGACCGAAAAAUACUUCAAGCGUUUUCGUCUUAGUUGAAGCAACAGCUUUGUUCGAAACAUUGUCUCGGCUUCAAGUGCUCUUGAAGAAUAAGUGGAAAGUCACGCUUGCAGAAUCUGAUCCAAGAAGAUCUUUCAGAGAUUUGAAUUCCGAACGUGAUGUCGUCUCCUGCAGUGGUCCAAGUAAUAGCAUUCUUCUGUUUGCUGUGUUCCAGACUCACUGUCAGCCAAGCUCCUGGAACAAAAUUUACAAAGGAGCCUCCUGGAACUGUCUUUGCAAGUUUGAGCUCCAAUGCCAUAUUUUCAUGGGAAUUCAGUUUUGGAACCACGCAGGACUGGAGAAAUUUCGAAAAAAUCGUUUGGGGGAAAACGGAUGCCGACCAGAUUGAGAAUAAGUACAUCACCAUUCCAAGAAGCGGGAUAACAGCCGUAAAUCCAGCCCUUAGUGAUUCAUUCCAAUCUAGAUUGAACUGGACCGGAAAUAUCAGUCAAAAUGGUUGUCAGAUGCAGUUCAUCUUAAAGAAUGUCACUAAAUUAGAUGAAACUCGCACUUACGGUUGUACAGCGGUUGUGCUUGGGCAAGAUUACAGGAGUGGUCCCAUAAAACUGGCCGUUGUCAUUCCACCGACCAUUAUCCGUCGAUCCAAUGAGACUAUUGAUGUUGAAGAAGGAGUCAACGUCACUCUUCAUUGUGACGCAAUAGGUGACCCAACCCCAAGUGUCUUGUGGAUAAAGGAUGGUAAAACGCCACAGAACGGCACCUUCACGUCGACGCUUCAAAUUCCAAAAAUAGAAUUGCGAGAUGCCGGAACUUAUGUCUGUACAGCAGCGAACCGAGCUGGCUUCGUCAGUUACAGUGUUCAAGUGAGGGUUAUACGAUAUAAACCUUAUGUCAACAAGACAGCAACUACAGAUCCUCUCAUAAAAUCCUGGAUUAACCACACCACAACCUUAAAGUGUGCAGUGAAUGCUAAUCCUUCUGCAAAUUUUACCUGGUUAAAACAUGGUCGACCAAUCAUAGCCGGGAUUAACUUCACGCAUGGAAUGAGUACACUGACGUUAAUUCCAAAGGCUAUGGGCGACUUUGGUUCGUACUCGUGUAAAGCUGGAAACAAUAAAGGAACAAUGGUAUACAAUAUUACAGUGGAGCGGCUAUACUUGCCGGGGCCGCCUGUUGUAAACAAAUUUACCUCAGACGUGCUGUCUGUCAAUGUGUCAUGGAAAGCACCACGUGACGACAGUGAUGGCGGUAUAUUUGAUUACAAAAUUACGUUACUGAAGAGUAACUCCCGUAUGAUACAGCAGCAUGAUGGAAUCAAACAAACAUUCUUCAACUUUCAAAAUCUGAAACAAAACAGAUCUUAUAUCGUUUUAUUACAAGCAAGAAAUAUUGUCGGUUAUGGAGAGUCCUCAAAUGGCACUGUUAGAACGCUUGCAGCAGACCCACCAGACCCACCCGAUAUAAAGGCAAAGUCCGGGGUUCUUGCGUUGAACAUAACUUGGCACUCAUCAAUUGAAGACAGCAAAAUUGAAAUACUGGAUUACACAAUAAAGGUUAUAGAUGGUAUCACACACAGGCAAGAAAAUCAAUAUACUGGAAUAAGAAGUGCAUCACUUCUCAUUGAAAAUUUAAGGAGGAACAGGACUUACAUUGUAUUAAUAAAGGCAAGAAAUGAAGCUGGCUACGGACCGUUUGCUAAUAUCAGCGUCGUGACUCUUUUACCAGGGCCACCCGACGGGCCUUCUAUAUCAAACAUCAGUGUUGCUGGAAAACACUGUUCACUGCACUGGAGGACACCAUACGACGGUGAAAGCCCAAUAAAAAUUUAUACCGUGUAUCUCUGGGUACUAACGGCUGCGGCGGAUGGCUCACCGUACAAGGAAUAUUUCAGUUCCUGGAAUACUACAGAAAUAAGUUCUACUUUAGAUCUUCACUGGGACCGAAACUACUCGGUAGUUAUAUCAGCUUGGAACAAGUAUGGCGAGAGUUUAGGGUUGUCAGUGGUGGAGAGACAAUUUAGAAUCGGGAAAGAACCUCAAGGGCCACCCGACGCGCCUUCUAUAUCAAACAUCAGUGUUGCUGGAAAACACUGUUCACUGCCCUGGAGGACACCAUACGACGGUGAAAGCCCAAUAAAAAUUUAUACCGUGUAUCUCUGGGUACUAACGGCUGCGGCAGAUGGCUCACUGUACAAGGAAUAUUUCAAUUCCUGGAAUACUACAGAAAUAAGUUAUGCUUUAGAUCUUCACUGGGACCGAAAAUACUCGGUAGUUAUAUCAGCUUGGAACAAGUAUGGCGAGAGUUUAGGGUUGUCAUUGGUGGAGAGACAAUUUAGCAUCGGGAAAGAACCUCAAGAAAGAAGCACGACGACAGAACCCAAAGCUGUCGUUACUUUACCGGACUCUACGUACUUCCCUACCGAAGGAUUGUCAAGCAGCACUGUAGCAACAACUUUGACAGAGUUGCCUUUUAUCACGCAAGAAUUAAAAGGAUCUAGCGCAAAGAGCGAGAGCAGAAAGGAGAGUUUUGCUUACCUACUUCCGCUGUGGAUUAUCUUGCUAGUACUUGCAGUGCCUAUAACUAUAUUCCUGUCAUGGAAAGCAACUAGAAAGAUGACUCGCUGCCGUGGUCAGGGAGGGCCUGGGCGUAGAAAAGUAGCAGAUUUUGACAGAGAUCGUGAGGAAGGCAAUGCUUUCUCGCUGACUAAAAUGGAAAAACUGAAGGAAAGAAGGAUUUCAAAGCACUAUGAGACUUUAACGGAAGUUUUAGAAGUUCAUGACAAUGAUGGUCGCUGCAUGGAGGAAGAAAAGAUCAUAGACAUUGAGGAGCCUGUGAAAGACCACCAUUACGUCCCAGGAAGCGUUAUGACAUAUGAUCAGAUAAAUGACGAACCUCUCAGUCCUGGUUCAAAACAGGACUGGAUCGAUCUGACGAAAGAUGAUGGAACUGAAACCUUACGAGAACUUCCAAAUGCCACUUGAGUGAAUGUAAACUACAAUCCAGGCUCUUCGGAUGAUGAUGUUACGCAGCUAUGAAACGUGCUCUGGAUGAAGUUCCAGUAUUACUUUAUCGUUAACUUGUCGACAUCAUCUAGGCGAUACAUUUUACUUCAAGUGAAAACCAAUCGUUUUAUAACCAACCUCAGUUACACCAUACAGUCUGCUCAAUAUAAUAGAGAAGCUUAUUUCGUUUGUUUUUUGACGUAAAGAAAACGAAUUAGUGGUAAAUAGCGUUGAAAUUGCAAAAUUAGACGACUUGUUAGUACUUGAACUUGAACAGUUUUGCCAUCAUACACAAUCAUAUUCCCUCAAUUUUGAAAUCGCCAGAGAUCAAGUGCAAUCUGAUUAGUUCUGAACUGUGUGAUUCACUCAGGAAUUGCACUGUUUCUUGCUGUAAAUUGCUUCUAUUUCAUAGCCGAUCAGAGUGGUAAACAAGAGAAUAAAAAAAAUCCGCUUUUGAGGUUUUUUCAAAGUAAAACUAGUAAAAUUGUAGGGAAAAGAAUGACAAAAUAAAUUGAUAAAGUAAAAUACUGAUACUGAGAAAAAUCAUGUAUUUAGAAUAUUAAAUUGUAGGACUUUGAAAUGGCAAAAUAAAAUUAAUGGCGAUUGAA